AUGGGUACUGCAAACUCUACCGUAAAGUCCGGUUUGCAGCCGGGCUCGCACAGAGCAAAUUUCAGGAGACUGCGCCGGAUCGCCAGUUCGUUCGAUCAGGAUGAGGCAGGGCUUCAACCUAUCGAACAUGAAUCACGCGAGAUUGAAGGAGCUAUCGAAUCACCAGAGUCACCUGCCGAGAACAUACAUUUUCAGUUCCUUGACCAGUGUGUCCAAGAGAUAUCGACCUACAAGCUUGAGGCUCGUGCCAAGACAGCGACUUCAGUCAUCGACGAUAUUGAAAAGGCACUGCAGAAGCAGCCAGACGCCAAGGAUGCGGCCCGAUUCCUGACUACCAUCGAGAGACUGAGAUCACAAAACAAGCCGACAAAGACCGUGAUAGGUAUGCUUGGUGACACCGGUUCUGGCAAAAGCUCCAUUGUCAAUGCUCUAUUGGAUGAGGAGAUGAUCGUGCCGACAAAUUGCAUGCGUGCCUGCACGUCCGUCAUUACCGAGUUGUCAUACAACGCCUCGAAUGAUCCCGAUGAGCGCUAUCGAGCUGAAGUCGAGUUCAUCUCUCCCGACGACUGGAGAAACGAGCUCUCACAGCUCUCUCAUGAUCUUCUCAAUGGGGCCGGCGAGGUCGUUAGAGAAUCUUUGAACGCAGAGACAGAAGCAGGAGUGUCCUGGGCUAAAAUCAAUGCUGUAUAUCCAGAGUUGACAAAGGAAAGCUUUGCAGAUACGAACAUCGACACUCUUGCCAGUACGCCAUAUGUACAAGCUGUACUUGGAGCGAAGCACAUCAUCACCGACUCAGACUCCGCGUCCUUUUUCGAGGAGAUGCAAAAGUACAUUGACAGCGAUGCACAAGAGGGCCAGAGAAAAAGAGCUGGCGGAAGGAAGCAACUUCAAUACUGGCCUUUAAUCAAGGUUGUUCGCAUCUUUGUUAAGGCAGAUGUUCUCUCGACAGGAGCUGUCAUUGUCGACUUGCCUGGUGUGCAAGAUUCCAAUGCCGCUCGUGCAGCUAUGGCUGAGAAGUACAUUGAAAACUGCAAAUACAUAUGGAUCGUCGCACCGAUCACACGAGCAGUCGACGACAAGACAGCUCAAAAGCUCUUGGGCCAAACAUUCAAGCUACAACUGAAACUCGAUUGCAAACUCGACCGCGUCACAUUCAUUUGCUCCAAGACGGAUGAGAUCUCAGUCGUGGAGGCUGCCAAAUCUUUCAGAGGCCAGGAAGACAUGUCAACUCGCCUGCAGUAUCUGCAACGUAUUGAGGCCGACUUUGAUAAAAGCAGAGAAGAAUGCCAAGGUAUCAAAGAUGAUCUUCGUCAAGUCGAGCUCUUUAUAGAACAGAUUCAACAGCAGAUCGAUCACUGGAGUGAACAGCUCGCUGGUCUUGAUAAGGGUAACAUGGCUCAGCCAUACACCGGUGCACCAUGCAAGAGAAAAACUUCAGUCCAAAAUACCACACCUCUCAAGAAGCGCCGUAUCGACCUCGAUUCAAUAUCCAUAUCUGACAGCGACAUCAGCGAUGGCGACAACGACCCUAUCAAGGAAGAGAUUGAGGAGAAGCCAACAAUCAGGGAGGAGAGUCCCGUGGAGUCUCUCACACCAGCGCGCAUUUGGAAUGAGGUCAAUAGAUUGCAACGCGAGAAAACAAAGAUCCACGAAAAGCAGGAUUAUCUGCAUACUCAGUGGGAUAAAGCUUUUGAUGAACACAGAAGAGAUGCCAGGGCAAAGUCGGCGGCUGAGAUUGACCUCAAAUCUCUGUGUAUUCAGAGCCGAAACAAAUUUUCCAAGAACGCCAUUCAGCAAGAUUUUGCUCGAGGCAUCAAGGAAUCGGACCAAGAGCUCGCCGUACGCGAAAGUGAGGAAUCAUUCAACCCUGAACACAACGUCAGAGACUAUAAAGCAAUCGCCUCAUCCUUUCCGGUCUUCUGUGUCUCUUCAAAAGCCUACCAAAAGUUGAGAGGACGAUUCAAAAGGGAUGAGAAGGUAAAAGGAUUUUCUACACUAGAAAGUACUGGGAUGCCUCAAUUGCGAAUGCUCGCAAAGAAGCUCACCGAGUCUUCCCGUGAGGAUAUUGCCCGAAGUUACAUGAAGAACUUCAGACAAUUUAUUCUGACUCUGAGUCUCUGGGCUCAGAAAAAGGGUAACAGAGCCCAGUUGACUGAGGUCAUGUUCAAGAAAGACUUGGAUCAACUUGAAAUGGAUUUGGAUUUCGCUGCCGAAACGGUCACAUCAGAGUGUCGUGCCAUAUUGGCUCGAUAUCUGUACGACAAAUUCGAUAGGUCGAGCACAUCGGCCGCCAAAGCGGCCUUAAAGACGGCGCAGAAAUGGUUUGGCCCGCGGAUUGAUGGUGGUUACGCAUGGAACACAUACCAGGCCAUUUGUAUUCGCAAGCAAGUCUCCCCAUUUCGUGGCGUGCACACCACAAGGUCAGUAGGCCAUGUCGACCUCAACGAAGAUCUUGCAGCGCCGAUCAAGAAGUUAUUGGCAAAUUCAUGGGAGGUCGUGUUCAGUGCUCGAAUUCCCGAUGCUAUAGCCAAGUUUCCCGCCAUGUCUCAGAGCGUCCGCGAGAAGUUUCACAGCAACGUCAAGGGUCGUAUCCCAAAGAAGGACCAUAAAGUUCUCCAGGCUUCUCUGAUGGAGCAUGUAAGAUACGAGGAUAUCUUCAAGACGUUCCAGUCGAAGGUAACCAGGCUGCAGCGGGAAGCCAACAGAGAGUUCACACCUGCUGUAACAAGAAACAUGACUCGGAUCUAUGAACGUUGCACAAGAGAAAGAGGCGCCGGAAUGUACUCUCGUAUGAAAGACACGACGUUGCGUUCCGUCAAGAAAAGUCGUUCCUCGAUGUUUUCAGAAGCAACCAGCGGUGCCCGUGGCAAGCUGGACGCAAUUUGCGAUGAGCUCGAGUCGGAACUUUCUGCUCGUAUCACUCAGUCCAUCAGUGGCAUUUUAUACGAUUUCGAGUCGGGUGUCAUUGGUAGCAACCUGGCUGAUGCCUCCAGAGCUGCUCGGGUCGAGGUCCGCAAAGUUUUGUCCACUACUGACGCCCUUUUCGGAGUUCCAGUAGAAGAUGACCGCGAUGUCAUUUGUCUAUCCUGA
Messenger RNA from Pestalotiopsis fici W106-1, 3090 nucleotides. RefSeq lists its product as uncharacterized. NCBI's taxonomy places the organism in Eukaryota, Fungi, Ascomycota, Sordariomycetes, Amphisphaeriales, Sporocadaceae. The coding region runs from base 1 to 3090 and encodes 1029 amino acids. The record is from RefSeq and is a predicted model, not a curated record. The transcript is spliced from 6 exons.